UGGAAUCAAGGCAACGAGAUUACUUUGGUAAAGUGUAAUACUUCCUCUUUCGACAUACAUCUAUUCAUUAAAGAUGAAGCUUGAGAUUUGUUCUUUCUCUGGCCACAAGAUCUACCCCGCCAAGGGUAAGACUUACGUUCGUGUUGACAGCAGGACUUUCCGUUUCAUCAACGGUAAAGCUGCUUCUUACUUCCUUCAACGUUUGAACCCCCGUAAGAUCAGAUGGACUCAAAUCUACCGUCGUUUGAACAAGAAGGGUAUUACUGAGGAAGUCCGUAAGAAGCGUUCUCGUCGUACCGUCAAGCACGAACGUGCUAUUGCCGGCGCCUCUUGGGAAGCUAUUCGUGCCAAGCGUAACCAAAAGCCUGAUGCUCGUGCUGCUGCUCGUCAAGCUGCUAUUGCCAAGUCUAAGGAAGUUAAGAAGGCUGCCGCUGCUGCCAAGAAGGCUGCUAACCCUAAUGUCAAUCACUCUAAGGUUAGCAAGCAACAAGCCAAGGGUUUCGCUCCUAAGGCUGCUGCCACCUCCCGUUAAAU
Cokeromyces recurvatus is the source of this 534-nucleotide messenger RNA. Its product is annotated as ribosomal protein L24e-domain-containing protein. Gene Ontology annotation, molecular function: mRNA binding; structural constituent of ribosome. The transcript has 4 exons. Gene Ontology annotation, cellular component: cytosolic large ribosomal subunit. Bases 74 to 532 code for a protein of 152 amino acids. The record is from RefSeq and is a predicted model, not a curated record. Lineage: Eukaryota; Fungi; Mucoromycota; Mucoromycetes; Mucorales; Mucoraceae. Gene Ontology annotation, biological process: cytoplasmic translation.